AGCGGGAAAACUAGGGGGUGUCCCGUUCCCGCCCGGCUGUAUGGUGCAGCGGGCAUUUUGAGUUUGGGGCACUGAGGGUAUAUGAUUCCCGCUUCGCCCCUCAGUUCAGUGUGUGAAUUUCUGUUGAGUUUAGCCUGACGUGAGGUCUCUGGGGACGAGAGAGCGAGUUCUCAGCAAGCCUUGAUUCAGGUGGAAGAGGUUAAGUUGUCGAAAGGAAUUGGAGUAGAGAUUUGGGAAUCGUUCGAGGGUGUGGAAUUGUGGAUCUGGUGGGAGAGUUAGGAGUGACUGCCGGGAGGUGUUGUUGUGUCGCUGGUUCUGCGGAAUAGGGUGUAAGUGAGGGAUUUUGUUGUUGGUCAGGAGCUUCGAGCUUUUGCGGAUGAUGUGAUGACAGCAUUGCUCUGCUGCGGCAUGGCCAGGGAGGAUUGCAAGUGAAGGACGCUGGCGCAGCAGAGCUUGAUUGGGAAGUCUUGUGUAUAUUUCUGGGGGCCAAAGCUGGAAAAGUAGGCCGGUAGCAGCUCAUGUGUAGAAUUUUGGGCUCUCAGCCCUCACUAGAGGAGGUGUCGUCUUGAAGGGAGACAGGUUCCCGUCAUGUGCGUUGACUUGUGAGGGUGACGUAGAGCUUCAAGAGAGUAGAAAACCACACUGAACACAUCUCACCUAUGGCGGAGGAGGGGUCGAGGCGUUUGCGUCCGCGCUCGGCGGCUUCUACUACCGCAGGACCUGCACAGCUGGAUCAUGUGAGACUCACGAGGGCAGCGACUAAGCGAUCGGCAGUGGAUGAUGCAAAGAGUACUGUCCUGCAUCCCAGGAAGCGGGUUGUGCAGGCGAACGGAAAACGUGCUCCUCUUAGUGAUAUAUCUAAGCAGGUCAAUGCCGCCGCAUCUGGAUGCACGAUUGUUGAUCUGCCCGAGUCCAAGCGUCAAGAUUUGAAACUGAAGCAAAAUGUCGAAGAAAAUGAAAAUGUUAUUCCGGAAGUUGACGAACAGUUAGGUGCCGGGAAGAGCGAAUCAUGCCUCGAGAAAAUUGAACUUCUAGAGGACUUCCUGAAUUUUCAACCACUGGAUCCCCAAGCUGAUCGGGACUCUCUCUCCGGGACUAAUCCGUCAGGGCUUGUAUCUGUAGAGCAACGAAGUGCGCAAGACCUCGUUUCUUCAAACGAAUCUAAGGGUGCUGUGAAUCAUGUUGACCUAAUCCAUAAUGAAAGCUCUUCGGGAAAGUCAUCAUGGUCGAACGGACUUACAUUCGAAGACUUAGACACGGGCCAUUCUGACCCUCAGAUGUGUAGCGCGUACGCUGCAGAUAUUUAUAUGCAUCUCCGAAUGGCCGAGGUCAAACGUAGGCCGACCACAGACUUCAUGGAAGCUAUGCAGAAAGACAUUAAUCCAAGUAUGAGGGGAAUUCUCAUCGAUUGGCUUGUUGAAGUUGCGGAGGAGUAUAAAUUGGUUCCAGACACUCUUUACUUGACGGUGGCAUACAUCGACCGAUUCCUUUCUUGCAACACAGUCACGAGGCAACGGCUGCAACUGCUGGGUGUAUCGUGCAUGCUCAUUGCCGCUAAAUAUGAGGAGAUAUGUGCACCUCGAGUUGAGGAAUUUUGUUACAUUACGGAUAAUACCUACCAACGCGAAGAGGUUCUAGAGAUGGAGAGGAAAGUUCUGAGUCAGCUGAAGUUCGAGCUGACGACGCCUACAACGAAAAGCUUUCUAAGGCGGUUCAUCCGAGCUGCUCAAGCUAGUUGCAAGGCCUCAACCCUAGUUCUAGAGUUCCUCGGGAAUUACCUUGCGGAGCUCACCCUCACGGAGUACAGCAUGCUAGGGUUUCUUCCAUCUAUGGUAGCCGCAUCUGCAGUGUACAUGGCUAGGCUUACUCUCGAUCCGUCAUCGUGCCCAUGGGAUGCAACUCUGCAACACUACACUGGAUACAAGGCUUCUGCAUUAGAAAAGUGCGUGAGAGAUAUUCAUGAUUUGCAGCGGAAUUCAAAGAACUGCACACUUCCUGCAAUUCGAGAGAAAUACCGACUGCACAAGUUUAAGUGUGUGGCAACAUUGACUCCUCCAUCAGUACUGCCCCCGGAAUUUUUCAAGGACCUUCAACAUUGCUGACCAUUUGUGGCUUCUCGUAUCUGCAAAUCAGUUCAAUCACUAAUGUUCCUGCCUGCUAGAGUUAAAGCGUGUGUAAUCACUGGCGCCAACGACUGCUCUGACUCUGGAGUAACCAAGGACCGUGAACAAAGAUGGUUUUGAGGUUGUGUCGACAGUUAGAGAGAAAUGGUCCAUCAUUGUGCAGAGGCACUGGGACUUGAUUGAAGCGCUUUAGAGAUAUUCCUCACAGGUCUUCUUCAAGGGCCUGUCGCGUACAAACUCCGUAAGGGAUUGUCAUGUGCUGUUCCUGGCGCAAGUCUUCCUCAGGAGUAGGUGUAAAUUCAGAGACACUUCUCUUUAUAAUUUAUUUUGUUAUUAUACAUGUUGGGGGAAAAGAAAAUUUGCAAUUGCACGAUCGAUAAAACGAUAUUGCGCAUGUUAAAAAAAA
This is a messenger RNA of Physcomitrium patens, 2529 nucleotides long. Its product is annotated as cyclin-A1-4. Gene Ontology annotation, molecular function: cyclin-dependent protein serine/threonine kinase regulator activity. The record is from RefSeq and is a predicted model, not a curated record. Lineage: Eukaryota; Viridiplantae; Streptophyta; Bryopsida; Funariales; Funariaceae. Gene Ontology annotation, biological process: mitotic cell cycle phase transition.